AUGCUAAUCAAAUCUUUUAUCGCCUGCUCCAUCCUUUGUAUCGUUACAGCAAAGCCAACAUCAACCCGUGAAGCCACCGAGUUGGCCCUCGACGAGAAGGGAAAUUCGAAAUUCACGUCCGAAGACGAGCCAACGCACGAUAGCCAGGAUAAUGCUUCGGGAGCUGAGCCGGGCGUCUCGCCCGGAUUGGCCGGAAAUUUGGCCGUUCCGACGACGCUGCAGCUCUCUACCUCACAGUUCGGACAAUCCGGCCCCGAUCCGCUAGCCCCGAAGUUCAACAGCCGAGGCGCUGGGAAAUACAUGGUUUUCGCAUUCCAGCAGGUUAACCCGGUGCAGCAGGCUCCGAUUGUCGGGAUUCCGUUGAGCACCAUUCAACACUACUACAACCCGCAUGUUGGGCGAUCGGUUAGCGAGCCGGCCACCCCAGAGCCGAUCCCCACCUUUGACGCAACCGCCUACUACCCUCUAGUCUGGAAGUUCCCCUUCUCGAACAUUCAACUCCCCGCCUACACUACCACUGGCCACUACGCGUACACCGCGAACCUGGUGAAAUACUACGGGACGCUGCCUUCGCAGACGUCCGAGAAAGUCCAGGAGGCCAACGACGCCAGCCGGCGUGCA
Molecule: messenger RNA, 621 nt
Organism: Mesorhabditis spiculigera
Lineage: Eukaryota; Metazoa; Nematoda; Chromadorea; Rhabditida; Rhabditidae
Source: the annotation of a GenBank genome assembly